AUGGCCAUGGAGCAAGCAAUUUAUCUCGUCUUGGCUCUCCUCCUGCCUCUCCUGCUCCUCAAGCUCAUCAGGAACCGCAGCCACGGCGCUGGCCAGCAGCUGCCGCCUGGCCCCUGGCGGCUGCCGGUCAUCGGCAGCCUGCACCACCUCGCCGGCAAGCCGCUGGUCCACCGCGCCUUCGCCGACAUCGCACGCCGGCUGGGCGACGCGCCGCUCGUGUACCUCAAGCUCGGUGAGAUGCCCGUGGUGGUGGUGUCGUCGGCCGAGGCCGCGCGCGAGGUCAUGAAGACGCAGGACCUCACGUUUGCGACGCGGCCAUGGAGCCCGACCAUCAAGAUCCUCAUGUCCGACGGUGCCGGGCUGGCGUUCGCGCCCUACGGCGCGCACUGGCGUCAGCUCCGCAAGAUCUGCAUCAUGGAGCUGCUAAGCGCCCGCCGGGUAAAAACGUUUCGGCACGUCCGGGAGGAGGAGGUGAGGCGCCUCGUCGCCGCCAUCACAGCGGGUGCGGGCGAGCCCGUCAACGUCAGCAAGCGGCUCGCCGUGCUCAUCGCGGACAUGACCGUGCGCGCCAUGAUCGGGGACAGGUUCAGCAGGCGGGAAGAGUUCCUGGUGGUGCUCCAGCAGGGGGUAAGGAUCCUUUCCGGGUUUAACCUCGGCGACCUCUUCCCCUCAUCCCAACUCGUCGGCUUCGUCAGCGGCUCCGCCCCACGGGCAUGGGAGAAUCACACCAAGAGCUUCGAGCUCAUCGAGUGCGCCAUCAAGCAACACCAGGAGGUGAAGGCCGCCGCCACAGCGUCCAACGGCGACGGCAAGGAGGAGGAGCAGGAGGACCUAUUGGACGUGCUCCUGAGGAUACAGAAGGAAGGUGGCCACGACGUGCCUUUUACCAUGGGAGCUAUCAAAUGUCUAUUAGUGGACUUGUUUAGUGCUGGGAGCGAGACGUCGGCAACGACGCUCAUCUGGGCCCUAUCGGAGCUGAUGAGGAACCCAAGGGCCAUGGCAAAAGCACAAGCCGAAGUACGUGACAGCCUACAAGGAAAGCCAAGUCUGACUGAGGAUGAUCUGGCCGAUCUCAAGUACAUCAGGCUGAUCAUCAAGGAGACGUUGAGGCUGCACCCGCCCGGGCCAUUGUUGUUGCCGCGCGAGCCCACGGAGGCGUGCAAGGUCCUCGGGUAUGAUGUGCCGAUGGGCACCACCGUGUUCGUGAACGCGUGGGCGAUCUGCAGAGACCCCAAGCACUGGGACACCGCGGAGGAGUUCAGGCCAGAGCGGUUCGAGUCCGGCGAAGUAGACUUCAAGGGAACCAACUUCGAGUACACACCGUUCGGGGCAGGCAGGAGGAUAUGUCCCGGGAUGAUGUUCGCGCAUUCUAGCAUGGAGCUCACCCUUGCCGCCCUUCUCUACCACUUCGACUGGGAGCUUCCUGCCGGAGGAGAGUUGGACAUGGAAGAGGAGAUGGGAAUCACCGUCGGGCGGAAGAACGACCUGUACCUACAAGCCAAAGUCCUCGUGCCGCUUAAUUAG
Messenger RNA from Triticum urartu, 1524 nucleotides. Lineage: Eukaryota; Viridiplantae; Streptophyta; Magnoliopsida; Poales; Poaceae. The record is from RefSeq and is a predicted model, not a curated record.